AGAGAGAGGAGAGAGAAAAAUUGCGAAAAAUUGUUCGCGCUAAUCUAGAGAGAGAAGAACCUUCCUUUUUAUUUUAUUUUUAUUUUUAUUUUUUUUGAUUUUGAGAAUCAUAUUAUCGCGUAUCUUCUUCUUCACGCAUUUACCAAAAGUUCACACUUUCAGCUAAAAAAGCCAUUGAUUUUCUCUCUCCUCCAUUAAAUCUUUGAAAAAAGGUGAAGUGUACUUUCUCUCUCAUCUCACUGUAAUUUUAUUUUCUAGGGUUUUGUAUUUCUUGUAAAUUAUUGUUAUUUUUGUUGUUGUUUUGAUGAAUUUGGGAGUUGUAUGUUGUGAUUAACGGUGGAAUUAUAGUCAUUUUAGGGUUUAAGUGAAGUUAUUAGGGUUUUGGAUUGUGAUUUAGGAGAAAAAGAAUUUAAUAAUUUAUGGAGGGAAGUGAUGAAACUGGAGUUAUGCAAAGAAUUGAAUCAUCAUUUGGUAAUUGUUCAUCUUCAGUUAAUAAACAAAGUAGUAAUAAUCAAAUUGGAAUAAAUGGUCAAAUGCAGAAUUUGAGUGUAACAGAGGUGUUUAAUAGUAAUAUUAUUAGUGGUAAGAGACCUGCUGGUAUACCUCCAUCACACCCACAUUCUCAUUUUAUAGUCCCUAAAAUUGUUCCCCAGCAAGUUGGGGGUACUCAGAACUCGGCACAUUCGAGGUCAUUAUCGCAGUCGUCGUUCUUUUCGUUUGAUCACUUGCCUCCGUUGAGUCCUACGGUGUUUAGGGAGUCUGUUGCGCCGGUUCAUGGGUCCAAUGAGAUUGUUAUGGAGGAGAAAGAUGGUGGUUUACGAGGAGGAGGUAGUGGGGUUCAUGUUAGUGAGGGAUUACCUCCUCGUAGGAGACAUAGGCGGUCUAGUAGUGAUGUUUCGUUGGUGUUUGCUUCAAUGGGGCAGCCUUCCGCGCCUCAGUUUAUGCCCAAGGAGAAGGAAAAGGAUAAGCCGGUGCAGCUUGUUUUGAAACGAGAAUCCGAUUGGGGUGGGAGUGGGACAGGGAAUGCUGAUGGGGGUGGCGAGAGAAAAUCAGAGGGUGAAGUGGUGGAUGAUUUAUUUUCAGCUUAUAUGAAUUUGGAUAAUCUUGAUGCUUUGAAUUCGUCUAGUUUGGAUGACAAGGAUAUGGAUAGUAGGGCGAGUGGUACAAGGACUAAUGACAGUAGUGAAAAUGAAGUUGAAAGCGGCAUAGGUGGAAAUUCUCAUGGUGAAAAGAGAAGCAAAAGAAGUGCACCUGGAGAUCUUGGUCCAACUGGUCGCCAUUUCAGAAGUCUUUCUAUGGAUAGUUUUAUGGGGAAUUUGAAUUUUAGUGAUGAGUCGCCCAAGCUUUCACCUUCACCUGGUAUUCAGUCAGCUCAACACUCACCCAGCAAUUCAUUUGAUGAGAACACCAAUAAGUUCAGCGUGGAGUUUGCCAACAGUGAUUUUAGUCCUGCAGAACUAAAGAAGAUCAUGACAAGUGAGAAAUUAGCUGAGAUUGCAGUGUCGGACCCGAAACGUGUAAAGAGAAUAUUGGCUAAUCGUCAAUCAGCUGCUCGCUCCAAGGAGCGGAAAUUGAGAUACAUUGCAGAGUUGGAGCACAAAGUGCAAACAUUACAGACAGAAGCUACUACACUGUCGGCUCAGCUCACACUUCUUCAGAGGGAUUCUUCUGGGCUGACUACUCAGAACAAUGAGUUGAGAUUCCGUCUUCAAUCUAUGGAGCAACAGGCCCAGCUGAGGGAUGCUCUGAAUGAAGCACUUACAGCAGAAGUUCACCGCUUGAAGCUUGUGAGUGCUGAUCUCAGAGGCGAGUCCGCUUCAAAUUGUAUGCCUCAGGGCCCUCAGCAGGGAAUGUCAAAUAACCAGAUGCUGCAGAUGCAGCGUUCCCAGUACAACAUGUAUCAGUUGCAGCAGCAUCAGCAGCAUCAUAACAACCAAAAACAGCAGCAGACUCAGGAGGAACCUCAACAAAACCAGUCUACACAGUGUCAGCAAGAUGCUGAGGCUCCUAAGAUUUGAUUUAAGACGAGAUUCUGGUUUCGAACCAUCUUCUCAGAAGUUGUAGGCGCCCUUCUAAGAUGAUAAGCAGUCUGCUAGCGUAUAUAUGUUGUGUAUUUAGAUUUUAUCCCAAUAUGUUGUGAUAUAUUGAUAUCUAUUCAUUCAAUCUUUAGUCCGAUGUUAUCAUUAUUUUGUCGACUUCGGAUGAUAUUGAUAUGUAUAAUGAUACUUAAAACCAAUA
Messenger RNA from Beta vulgaris subsp. vulgaris (sugar beet), 2238 nucleotides. Its product is annotated as bZIP transcription factor 29. The transcript is spliced from 4 exons. Gene Ontology annotation, cellular component: nucleus. NCBI's taxonomy places the organism in Eukaryota, Viridiplantae, Streptophyta, Magnoliopsida, Caryophyllales, Amaranthaceae. The coding region runs from base 420 to 2018 and encodes 532 amino acids. The record is from RefSeq and is a predicted model, not a curated record. Gene Ontology annotation, biological process: regulation of DNA-templated transcription. Gene Ontology annotation, molecular function: DNA-binding transcription factor activity.